AUGAGGUUCUUACCUAGACUCCUGCAUGCUGGAGCUGCAGCCGCCAUACUCAUCGUCCUGUACUUCGUGUGGCUACAGCACGAUCACCUUGGGCACAACAUACAUGAAGCAUGGGAAGGCACAGCGCACAGGAUCGUUGUCUUUGGCGACGACUGGUCUGACACAGGGAAAUAUCGAGUUUCUCCACCAUCAAAAGCUCAGGCGGUUAUCCGAGAUUCCGAUCGUGGCGACGUAUGGACAGAGACGUUGUGUAAAGAACUGGCCUGCGACUUUAUCGACAACUUUGCUCGGUCCAUGGCGCCACACACUGACGCUGCGACCGUAGGGUCGCUCAUUGAUUCAGACAUCCGCGCCCAGGCCGUCCCAGUCACAGACAACAACAAUAACUACACCCAGGCCAUGUUUGACUUCAAGACACAGGUGCAGCAGUUCCUGGAAUAUGAGAAGAUGAAGCACCGUGUUGGCGUCCCGGAACGGCUGCGAAAGGUUGACGAGUGGACCAUCUUUACCGUCUCGUUCGGACUUUGGGACUUGCUGGAGUAUUCUGCCUUGGAGAAAGAGUAUGCGCUCAAGGCGAUCGACAACAGCAUCGAAGGACUAUUUGAGAACCUUGACUUGCUGGCAAAACAUGUUGCGGCGCCGAUGAAGAUCGUGGCUCCCAAGUUGAUCGAUGUUACUUUCCUGCCACGCUUCCAGUCAAGACGAAACAUGGACAAAGAACACUUCGCAGAAGACCAGCACCACCUGGUGUUCCUGUGGACCUAUUGGAACACGGCCCUGUCUCGAACAGCAUCGCAGUGGAACCACGGGGAGAUCUUUAUGCCAAACCCUAACAAUCUGAUCACGGACCAGGUCCGAGCUAAGCAGCUAUACUCAAAGAACUUGUCUGAUGCAUCCGGCAUGGGCAAGCAGGCGCCUCUUUUCGAUUACGUAGAGGAGCCAUGCGUAAGGUCCACGGCGGACGUCAGCGCAGAGACACUGCAAGCAGUCGGGGUCGAGAAGUGUUUCGAUGCAUCCAAGCACCUGUUUUGGGAUGAUGUACAUCUCAGCGGCCCCGCUCAUCAGCUAAUCGGAAAGGCAGCCGCAAGCCUGCUUCGCGGCAACCACAUUGUCAACGUCGGAGCUGUAGCGCAAGGCUCUAACAAUGGCGAAAAGGCUUCAGGGAAGGAAACACCAAGUUUUAAGCUGAAUGUGCCCAGGAGAUACGUCAAGUCAAACAUGCAAGUGGGCGAUGAUAGCUCGCACUCUCUGACAGAAGACGCCAACUCUGGACGCAGUUUGAGAAAGAGUACUCGUAUUCAGAUACCGAGAUCGGCGCCGAAUAUAAGCGACGUCCAACAUACCAAAGAGGAAGAGCAGCCGACGUCUACAUCGCCACGCGUUGCCAGAAAAAGGACUCCAUCUCUCGAUUCUGACGGCAAUACGGAGGGAUCUGUCAAGAGCGAGGGCACGACGGAUGUAAAGACUCCGGCAAGCGCAGGUUCUGCGGGGUCUGGGGAUCGUUCACCACAUGUCUGUCUCUGCCAGCCCGAACCGAAGAUUCCCCGUCCAAGGAAUGCGUUCAUUCUUUAUCGACAGCACCAUCAGCAAACUAUCAUCCGCCGCAAUCCAGGACUCAACAAUCCCGACAUCUCCAAGAUUAUUGGCGAGAAGUGGAAAGCCGAAAGUGACGAGGAGAAGAAAAUCUGGCAGGACCUUGCUCAGGAGGAGAAGGCUAGACACCACGAACAGUAUCCUGACUAUCGAUAUCAGCCCCGCCGAGUCAACAAGCCAGGAUCAUCGUCAUUGAACCCCGGUGGCCAGCACACGACUGUUGAUAAGUAUCGCUGCCCAAGGUGUGGUGGUCGCAGUAUCAAAACACCUACCAGCCCCUACCCUACGGAAGAUCAAGGCACACCCACCUUGCCACCGCCAAAUACUUCCGAAGGUCUUACCUCGACCACACGCUACCUGCCCAUGAUGGGUAGUCUCUCGCUUGAGUCGCCAGUCGUUGCGCGACGUGGCCCUGGCCCGUCGAGGCUUAGCAACAUCCAAGUACCACCCUCUAUCCGUGAGCAGGAGAUGUACAGCCCCCUCACACCAGGACAGAAGCGACGCCGAUAUGACCAUGUACCUCCUCCAUCUGCUCGGAGGCCCGAGGGACCGUACUAUCCCCAGAGCGCGGCCCGUCGCGAGUCACUGCCACCCAUCCACGUGCAUGUAUCACCUCCCAACACUGCUGGCAUGCAUCCUCCCUCUGCUCGCACGCCCCAAGACAGACGGCUGCCGAUCCAUGAACUGCCUAACCGCAACGGGUCAUCUGCUUCUGACAUGAACAUUGUGGUUCCUCAACAUCACGAUCAGAGCAGAAGCGUUGAAGCAAUGGUGCUCAGCGUUCCGUAUCAAGCGCGGAUCAAGCUACUUGGUCGCAUCUGUGCUCCCUUGAAGGAGCCCGGACCAACAAGUCCCGCAAUGCAGACCCGAGGGGCGAUCAUCGCCGUCGAAGGUGACGAUAUGCAAGCGGUGCAAGAUCUUGCUCAGUGGCUCAACGAGUGUCUUUCCAAGGACGAAGAGUACCAUUCGCGCAUCGUCGAGCCACCGAAAACACCCAGCGACUCGAAGAAAGAAGUAACGUUCGAAGAGUACCUCGAGCUCAUCAGCGUCUGGCACGGCAAAUCCAAGGAAAUGACGCGCUACAUCACCACGCCGAUGACUGGGGUGGACGCUGGAGGUUGGAGAGACGAGGGUAUGGAGAGAGGCGACGACAAAGACUCGGCGACGCCUCCGGACUCGCCACGCAACUCGACGACGGCGCCAACGAAGAAGCCAAUCAUCAUCCUGCCGACGUUCCAGCUGCACGCGUCGGUGGCGUACGCGUCGCGGAUCCCGAUCCAGGACGCGUACUCGCCGACGGAUCACUGGCAGUGGAUGGCAACGCUGUGGCGGGGGAUCGUGGGCCCGGAUCUCACGCUGUACGUCGAGAGCUACGAUGUCAAGGAGUCGCCGGCGGGCAAGAUGGUGGAGCUGGACGAGCAGGUGCGGUGUCUGACGGUGCUGAAGGCGCAGGGGGCGAGGUUCGCGGAUGCGAGUCUGCGGCGCGUGGGGUUUGAGGUUUCGGAGUGGGUGCGGGGGUUGGGGAGGAGGGAUGCGUAG
This is a messenger RNA of Didymella exigua CBS 183.55, 3132 nucleotides long. RefSeq lists its product as uncharacterized. The transcript has 7 exons. Gene Ontology annotation, molecular function: DNA-binding transcription factor activity, RNA polymerase II-specific; RNA polymerase II cis-regulatory region sequence-specific DNA binding. Lineage: Eukaryota; Fungi; Ascomycota; Dothideomycetes; Pleosporales; Didymellaceae. The record is from RefSeq and is a predicted model, not a curated record. Bases 1 to 3132 code for a protein of 1043 amino acids. Gene Ontology annotation, biological process: anatomical structure morphogenesis; negative regulation of transcription by RNA polymerase II; cell differentiation.